AUGCUGGCUGCUACUCGCGAUGCUAGACGAAUCAUAAUCCGACAUAAUAAAGUCUACCUACCGCAUUAUAAUAGAGGACAGAGCCGCAGGAUAGCGACCUCCUUUUCCGAGACGACAACUGAGGGUAUUGCCAGGAAACUCGCGGAGAGACAACCAUGUUUUGCAUUAUCUCCAGCCGACGUUCGGGUCUUGCUGGCACCGAAGCAGUUCUAUGACAACUUGCUAGGCAUGAUUCGGCGGGCACGCAAACGAGUUUUCCUGUCUUCACUAUACAUUGGGUCGGAGGAAGGGGAAUUAAUUGAUACUCUUAGCACUGCUCUUAGGAGCAACCCUUCUCUACAAGUUGAGAUACUGCUGGACUUGAACAGGUCCACACGACCCGAAAGCCCUUCCACCGCGGAAGCUCUCUCGCCCUUGCUCGCAGAGUUCCCGGACCGGGUACACAUAUCUCUCUUCCGGAGCCCCAGACUGAAGGGAAUGAUGUCCAAGAUUGUUCCUCCCCGAUUCAACGAAGGAUGGGGCACCUGGCACGCCAAGAUAUACGGCGUCGACGACGAAGUCAUGAUUAGCGGCGCCAACCUGAACAAGUCCUACUUCACGAACCGUCAAGACCGAUACGUUCACUUCGGGUCACACCCCGAAUUCGCUCACUAUUGCCACUCCUACUUGCGCGCCGCGUCGACAUUCUCAUACCAACUACAGUUCUCAAGCACCUCAAAGUAUUCUCUGCAAUGGCCGGAUCCUGACGUGCACCCACACCACAUCGAACCCAAGGCUGCGCGCGCUUUCCGGGAGUUCCAGUCUUCAUACACGCAGUCUCGAACACAAACAGCCCUUGCCGACGCUCGCAGCGAGGACCGUGUCCUCAUAUUCCCCGUCCUUCAAGCAGGGCAAUUCAACAUUCGAGAAGAAGAAGUGUGUGUGGGAUUCCUAUUCGACGAGGUGCAUAAAGAAGCCGAGCGCCGCGGCCCGCGACAGCCCGGCCCUCUAAUAGACCUCACCAGCGGUUAUUUCGGGCUGUAUGGACCCUAUAAGGAUCUCAUCUUACGAUCUGAUUUCGGUUGUCGCAUACUGGCAGCGAGCCCAAAGGCAAACGGAUUUUAUGGCUCGAAGGGUGUAUCUGGGCGGAUACCAGAGGGAUACACCUACUUGGAGCAACGAUUUAUGCGGGCGGUUCACGCUGCAGGACGCGAUGCUCCUGUUGCUACUGCGGUCCCUGGGAGCGUCGAAGACGCUGCGAAGGGCGUGCAGCUCAGCGAAUGGGAACGGGACGGCUGGACAUAUCAUGCUAAAGGAUUAUGGCUGUCUCCGACGCCUGAUUCACCGCCGGUCCUCACCCUGCUCGGGUCGACCAAUUUGAAUUCCCGCUCAGCGAACUUGGACACCGAGCUGUCGUUCAUACUGUUGUCGUCCUCCCACGCGUUGCGACGACAGCUUCAUGACGAGGUGGAGGGGCUCAGGAGGUACGCAAGACCAUGGCAGGGUGAGCAUAGGAAAGUCCGGAUCGGCACGAAGAUGCUGGUGAACUUUGUCGGUGGGAUGCUGUAAUGUACUGUAUGCUCCCUUAUUCUCCCGUAGUCACUUAACUCAGAUUAGGUACUCUGGAGAUGUCAUACCUUAUGAACCUCCAAAUUUACGGCUCUCACC
Gloeophyllum trabeum ATCC 11539 is the source of this 1647-nucleotide messenger RNA. RefSeq lists its product as uncharacterized. NCBI's taxonomy places the organism in Eukaryota, Fungi, Basidiomycota, Agaricomycetes, Gloeophyllales, Gloeophyllaceae. Gene Ontology annotation, biological process: cardiolipin biosynthetic process. The record is from RefSeq and is a predicted model, not a curated record. Gene Ontology annotation, molecular function: CDP-diacylglycerol-glycerol-3-phosphate 3-phosphatidyltransferase activity. Bases 1 to 1548 code for a protein of 515 amino acids. The transcript is spliced from 6 exons. Gene Ontology annotation, cellular component: mitochondrion.